This is a messenger RNA of Fundulus heteroclitus (mummichog), 6599 nucleotides long. It is a transcript of the gene gria1b, whose product is annotated as glutamate receptor, ionotropic, AMPA 1b. The record is from RefSeq and is a predicted model, not a curated record. Gene Ontology annotation, molecular function: transmitter-gated monoatomic ion channel activity involved in regulation of postsynaptic membrane potential; AMPA glutamate receptor activity. The transcript is spliced from 18 exons. Lineage: Eukaryota; Metazoa; Chordata; Actinopteri; Cyprinodontiformes; Fundulidae. The coding region runs from base 175 to 3081 and encodes 968 amino acids. Gene Ontology annotation, biological process: synaptic transmission, glutamatergic; modulation of chemical synaptic transmission. Gene Ontology annotation, cellular component: dendritic spine; plasma membrane; postsynaptic membrane.
CACAAAGAGUGAACAAACAGUAAGAGUCUCAGAGCUGACGCGGCAGCAGAGCGCUGCGCUCCGUCUAUAUGGAUGUUUGAUGAGAAGGAAACACUCAGCUAGAGAAGUACAGAGGUUUGGAGCGGACUGCGCGUGUGGCCGGGCUGCGGUGAAUCCCUGCCGGGCACGGCGUGAAUGGGAUUACGCCGCCGCUCAGGGUCUCCUGUUGGUGCUGCUACUGCUGCUGGAGGAAACAUGCGCCUACAGAGUUUUCCGGUCCCCCCACUCCUGCUGCUGCUGACUGGGUUCUGCAGCGGCACAAGUUUCCCAAGUAACAUCAACAUAGGAGGCCUUUUUCCCACGGGUUCCCAUGAGUACGAGGUGUUUCGCUUCGCCCUGGCGCAGCAUCAGGACGUCCCCAAACUGGUGCCACAGGUGGACAUGGUGGACACCGGGAGCAGUUUUGCCAUGACUUACGCUUUCUGCUCCCAGUUCUCUAAGGGCGUGUACGCCAUCAUGGGCCUUUACGACCGGAGGACCGUAAACAUGCUGAUGUCUUUCUGCGGCUCUCUGCACGUGUGCUUCGUCACGCCGUCCUUCCCUGUUCAGACCAACAACCAGUUUGUCCUGCAGCUGCGGCCCCAGCUGCAGGAGCCCCUCAUGGCCCUGUUGGAGCACUUCUAUUGGACCAGGUUCGUCUACAUGUACAGCUCCGACUCAGGUCUGACGGUGCUGCAGAGGAUCCUGGACACUGCAGCAGAGCGCAGUUGGCAGGUCACCUCCGUUAACUUGGACACAAUGACAGAAGGGACCUUUGUUAAGCUAUUGGCUGACCUUGACUACAAGAAGGACUUUCAGGUCAUCAUUAACUGUGAGCUGGAACGACUGAACUACAUUCUCAACCUGAUCGCAGCACAAAAAAGAAACUUGAAGAACUACCAUUUCAUCCUGGCCAACCUGGGUUUUCUGGACCUGAACAUCACAGAAUUUCAGAAGCUAGCUCCAAAUGUGACAGGCUUUCAGCUGGUAAACCGGACCAACCCAGCUGUAGAGAAAAUCAACCAAGAGUGGAUGGGUUUUGACAGCAAAGACCUCAAACUGACACGGAAGAGACUCAAGUACACAGGAGCUCUGACAUAUGAUGGCGUCAACGUCAUGGUGAAGGCUUUCCAGAACCUGCGACGGCAGCGCAUUGACAUCUCUCGGCGUGGUAACGCGGGGGAGUGUCUGGCCAACCCACCAGCUCCAUGGGGACAAGGCAUCGACAUCCAGAGAGCUCUGCAGCAGGUUCGUCUUGAAGGACUGACGGGUCACGUCCAGUUUAAUGAGCGAGGACAUCGCACCAACUACACUCUGACUGUGAUGGAGCUCAGCCUCAAGGGGCCCAGGAAGAUUGGCUACUGGAAUGAGAAAAGGGGCUAUGUGAAUACAGCCGUGUACAGGCCGCUGACGGAGGAGAUAUUUGGUCUGCUGAACAAAACCUACGUUGUUACCACCAUACUGGAAGCUCCCUACAUGAUGCUGAAGAAGAACCACGAGCAGUUUGAGGGAAACGAGAAGUACGAAGGCUACUGUGCUGAACUAGCCGCCGAGAUCGCCAAACAUGUUGGCUUCACCUACAGGCUUGAGCUGGUGGGCGACGGAAAGUACGGCGCCAGAGACCCGGAGUCGAAGAUGUGGAACGGCAUGGUGGGAGAACUGGUCUACGGGAAGGCAGACAUGGCCGUCGCUCCACUGACCAUCACUCUUGUCCGAGAGCAGGUGAUCGACUUCACCAAACCCUUCAUGUCUCUGGGAAUCUCCAUCAUGAUCAAGAAACCAACCAAAUCCAAACCUGGCGUCUUCUCCUUCCUCGACCCGCUGGCCUACGAGAUCUGGAUGUGCAUCGUUUUCGCCUACAUCGGAGUCAGCGUAGUGCUCUUUCUGGUGAGUCGUUUUAGUCCCUAUGAGUGGCAGGCCGAAGACUCCGAUGAAGAAGAUGAAACUGUUCUGUCGUCAGCGUCUCGACGAGCUCCACCGACUUCAUCUUCUGAAGACCCCCACUCUCCAGGUUACUCUCAGACUCAGAAUCAGAACCAGAACCAGCAGAAAGAAAAAGAAGCUCCUGAACACAGCAAUGACUUUGGGAUCUUUAAUUCCCUCUGGUUCUCCCUCGGGGCCUUCAUGCAGCAGGGCUGUGACAUCUCCCCCAGGUCUCUCUCAGGUCGAAUUGUCGGAGGGGUGUGGUGGUUUUUCACCCUCAUCAUCAUCUCGUCCUACACAGCCAACCUGGCAGCUUUCCUCACCGUGGAGAGGAUGGUGUCCCCCAUAGAGAGUGCAGAAGACCUGGCUAAGCAGACCGAGAUCGCCUACGGUACACUUGACGGCGGUUCUACCAAAGAGUUCUUCAGGAGGUCAAAGAUCGCUGUGUUUGAGAAGAUGUGGUCAUACAUGCGUAGUGCAGACCCGUCCGUGUUCGUGAAGAACACCAAUGAAGGGGUGAUACGAGUCAGGAAGUCAAAGGGGAAGUACGCCUACCUGCUUGAGUCCUCCAUGAAUGAAUACAUCGAGCAGAGGAAACCCUGCGACACCAUGAAAGUAGGAGGAAACCUUGACUCUAAGGGUUACGGAGUGGCCACUCCAAAAGGAUCGCCCCUCAGAAUCCCAGUAAACCUAGCAGUACUGAAGCUCAAUGAACAAGCCGUCUUAGACAAGUUGAAAAACAAGUGGUGGUAUGACAAGGGGGAGUGUGGACACAAGGACUCCGGCAGAAAGGACAAGACGAGCGCGCUCAGUCUUAGUAAUGUAGCCGGAGUGUUCUACAUUCUGAUUGGUGGACUUGGGCUGGCCAUGCUGGUGGCUCUGGUUGAGUUCUGCUACAAGUCUCGGAUUGAAUCCAGGAGGAUGAAGGAGCUCAUCGACGCGGCCAUGAUGAGUACCAGCCUCGGCGGGAUGGCAGGUGGAGUCGGGGGUGUCGCAGCGGCAAGUUUGAGCGGAGGAGGAUCAGGACGAGGGGGAGAGAACGGGCGCGUGGUGGCGCACGAUUUCCCGAAAGCUGGAGCUCAGGGUUUACCCUGCAUGAGCAAGGCAGCAGGGCGUGGACUCUCUUCCACGGGCAUGUGACGCAAACCCAGCCCGCUGAUUGGACACAGUGCUUAUGGCUUUUGGCUAGUUGGGUAAGGAGAGGACAGAAGGGUAUAUGGGUGGGUUUCAGGACAAGAUGAGACGAGGACAAGGGGAGAGAAGUGGAUUAAGUAGGGAAACUGAAAUUAAAGAAUAUGGUGAAAAUAUUGGGAGAAAAUAUUGAGAAAAGGGAAGGUGUAAACAUUGAAACAGGUUUAGAAAGCAGGCAACCUGAAGGAUGUUCAUGUUCACCUUAAAUGGCCCGAAUGCAGCCGAACUCUAAUGAACUGAGAGCACCUGAACACGCCACCUGAGCUGAAUGAAGCUCCUGUAAGCAGCUGGGCUCAACAGCAACAUUAACUGCAACUCCUUUUUCUACGUGCACUGUCUUAUACUGAACUCCUUCUCUUCUGCAAUAACAGGACCUGAGGGGGAGGGAUUUUUUUAAGCUUCAUAAUGGCUGAAUUAAUGCACUGUCUCUUCCCGCCCGUUGAAUCUCUCUCCAUGCGCUGGGUGAGAUCCAAACACAGAGCUGUCUCACGUUCACGCUUAACAACACGCUUCUGAGCCGGAGAUGUCUGAGCAUGUGAACAUUUGAAAUGUUUUUUUUUUACUCGGAAACACAGACUGUGAGGUAAAACCUGAAGAAAACGCUGAUCCUCUGAUCAGACGGCCGCCUCUAUGAUAAUGUCAUAGUUAAGCUGCGACAAACUUGUUGAAUAUUUGAUUUUUUUUUCUAUUGUGUUUACAUGGAUAAAGGUAAGCCAGAUACAAACAUUUCUAAAGCCUGAUUUUAUAUGGAAACAUCAUAACAUGGCAUCGCUGGUCAUAGUGAAAAGGAGGUUUUGUGUUAAAGAUUUGAAAUAACAGGAACUAAUAUAAGUAAUGUGGUCAUCCAGAGGUUGUAAAACACAGAGUUUGUAUUUAUUUAAAUAGAACUAAUAAAAAAUAUGCAGAAGUUGUUAAUAAUUUAACCACUUUAAGCAGCAAUCAAUCUUAUUAGUUGUUGUUUGACGUUAUCGGGUUUCUCACAUCGUUGUGGAGAAGUUUUGGUUCGCCAUUCUUUACAACGUUGCAUCACUUCAUCAAUGUUAGCGGAUAUUCGUUUCUGCCCAGCUCACUAACUGUGCCACUGCAGCAUUUCAAGCAUUUUGAUGACUGGACUUGGACUGGGCCAUUUAAACACCUUCAUUCUGCUGCUGUGUUAAUUAAUUAAUUGUCCUGUUUAUAACUCAGCUUGGCCCGCAGUCCAGCUGUUGGACCGAUGGUGUCACAUGUAAUUCCAGAAAACCUACUUAUACAGAGGGGGUUGAUAGUCAACUCACUGACUCCAAGGUCCUCACCUCCUGCAGCUGCAAAGAAAAGCCCAUGUCGUCACCCUUUCACCACCAUGCGUGACAGUUAAAAUUCGGUGUUUGUGCCGAUUUCUUGUAUUCAGCUUUCACCAAACAUGGUGUGCUGCCCGCUAGCGGAAAUGUCUCCAUUUGUCUCAUUUAUACAAAGAACAUUAUUGCAAAAAAUUUGCAAUCUUGCAAAUCUAAGCCAUGCUGCCAUACUGUUUUUUGGGCGCAGAGAGUUGUCCUGCCAAAGCCUCUAACACUUAACCUGCUGACUCAGACCUGUAGACAUGGAGAUGGAGCUCUUGGGCUUUUGACUUUUCUCUGAACAUCGCAUGCUCCCAUGUUCUCUCUGCAAUAGGGUGACCAGUUCUGUGCCGCAUUUUUCACUCCUGUCCCAUAUUUGACUGGGUCAAAUUCUAAAACGUCUCCAACAAAACCUUCAACAGGUGCUUUUCCGAAAUGUAAAGAUGUCAGCGCUACAGUCAUCGUCGCAGAGCUGUGUUGGUUGUCAAUCAAAACCACGAAGCGGUGUCUGAUGUCAAGACCAAGCUGCGUCCGAUACUCGUGAAAUAAAACACACCAGGCAGAGGAUUUUAUUGUAUGUGGAAUAUAAAGGAAACUACGUGAAGGAAAAGGAAAAUACGGCUGAAACAAAGACUAUGGAUCGGUUUAUAACUGAGUGAGUGAAAGGGGCUUCUUGGAGAGCUUUUUGUGAAGAAUGCCAAAGUUAUUUUUCAAUUUCACAACGAGGGUGACCAUGAUGUGACGAUGUGAAUCAACACUGUAAAAGUGAGAAACGCAGAGCUGAAAAAAGCCUCCUGCCAGUUUAGGGAGACAUAUUUACUCAAACCCAAAGAUGCCUACCAGACAUACAAGGGAACAGCAGUCAAGUUAACUUCAAUAAUAUUUAACUGUACACAAAAGCUCUAAAACGUUUAAAAAGCGUUCGACUUUGUCGUGCGCUAACAGGCAAAGCAGAGAUUGAUUAAUGUAAUGCGAGAUCGGUGUGUUACAUUAACAUUUAUGACAUCAUUAUAGUGUUGUGUGUCUCGCAUUGUCCCCCAUAAGCAUCCUUGUUGUCCUACAUCUGGUCACCCUACUGUAGUAUGACAACCUCAAAUCUUUUGGAAAUAGCCUUAUAAGCCUUCUCAGAUUGAUAGGCACCACUUGCAUUUCUAAUUUUCUCAUUAACUAACUGACUUUUCUCAUUACUGAUGCCUUUCCACCUUGACUGAUGGGGAUCAGCCAUUCAGUGCUUUUGAUUCACUGUUGGCUGCUAAAUUAAAGAAAGAAGGAUGGACUUUACUCACUUCUUCAGCAUCUCACAAUCUGGAGGAAAAAAAAAACCUGUUCUCAGGCCACAUUUUUACAAGAAACCAUUAGGUUGAAAGAAAAGCUUACAGCGUUUUGACUCAUAAGACUGAAUUAUCCUGGUUUUAUACAGCUGCAGUUAAAAAAAAUCAGAAUUGUAGAUUAUUGGAGACAUUUUCUACUAAAGAACAGGAGCCAAACUGAACAAGUCAGUAUAUUUUAGAUUUUUAAGGGCUUCAGGCGAAAAGACAGAUUCACAACCAGUCAAAACUAAUUUCCUGUUCAGGUGUGGUGCUGGAUUCAACUGAUCAAAAUAAUAAAUAAUUAAUAAGUGAGAAAAGCAACGACUAAACCCCUAAGACCAAAGUGUCAUCAUCUUUAUUCACACGGCCUUAGUUGAACCGGUUUUUCCGGCAUUUUGUUUUACAGUAAAAUUAAAUAUUUCAUGUGUUACCGGAACACAAAAAUAACUAUUUUUUUCCUUAAACUAAAACAGUCUUGGCAUAAUCACCAUUGCUGUUGGUUUGUGGAAAACAAGCUGUUAAAAGAUGUUUCUGCUUUUCAUCGUGUGACUGAAAUGGUGAAUAACACCAAAAGGAUCUCAGAAAUGUGCUGCUUUAUGAAAUAAUAUGGCAAUUUUUUUUUUCUUUCUCCAGGCUUUUCUAAAAUUCUCCAGAAUUUAUACUAAAACAAAUCGCUGCAGCAGUGUUUUGUUUUACUCUGAGAUUGAACGGUCAGAAAUAAAAUGAUUGCAGUUAUUUGCCUUGGAUGAUAAAAGAAGUGUGUUUCUCUGCAUAAUGUUCUUAUUUAUAAGUCUACAUGCUUUUAAUUUUGCCAGUUACCAUUUAAUAAAAUCUUUAAUCAUAA